Messenger RNA from Drosophila grimshawi, 1286 nucleotides. RefSeq names its product methionine aminopeptidase 1. Bases 71 to 1195 code for a protein of 374 amino acids. Lineage: Eukaryota; Metazoa; Arthropoda; Insecta; Diptera; Drosophilidae. The record is from RefSeq and is a predicted model, not a curated record. Gene Ontology annotation, biological process: proteolysis. The transcript is spliced from 3 exons. Gene Ontology annotation, molecular function: metalloaminopeptidase activity.
GGCGUUGCUUCGAACUAGUUGCCUUCGGAGUAAAACAUUUUCUAAGCACAAAAAUUUUGCAGGCACUAAGAUGACGCAAAAUUGUGAAACUACGAACUGCAACAAAGAGGCAACGUUGCAAUGUCCAACGUGCCUCAAGCUGGGUAUCAAGGGCUCCUUCUUCUGCUCACAGGAAUGCUUCAAGGGAUUCUGGAAGGAGCAUAAAGUCAUCCAUGCCUUGGCUGCUGGUGGCGAGAAGCCUGCGGUCAAUGAUGGCGUCUACAAUCCGUGGCCGCAUUUCCGUUUCACGGGCAAACUGCGUCCCUUUCCACAGACGCCCAAGCGAGCUGUGCCCGAAUCCAUUGGCCGACCAGAUUAUGCCGAUCAUCCGGCGGGCAGGUCCCUCUCGGAGGAGGCACUUCGUGGCACGAAGAUUAAGGUGCUCGACGACGAGGAGAUCGAGGCAAUGCGUGUGGCUGGUCGACUGGGACGCGAGUGUCUGGAUGAGGGUGCCAAGGGCAUUGAGGUGGGCGUGACGACGGAUGAAUUGGAUCGACUCGUCCAUGAGGCGGCAAUUGAGCGGGAUUGUUAUCCGUCGCCCCUCAACUACUACAACUUCCCCAAGUCGUGCUGCACGAGCGUCAACGAGGUGAUUUGCCACGGCAUACCCGAUCAGCGUCCCUUGGCGAAUGGCGACAUCUGCAACAUCGAUGUGACUGUCUAUCAUCGUGGCUUUCACGGUGAUCUCAACGAGACUUUCUUCGUCGGCGAAGUCGCCGAAAAGCACAAGAAACUGGUGCGCAUCACCUACGAAUCAUUGGCCAAGGCCAUUGAGCUAGUGCGUCCGGGUGUCAAGUAUCGUGAGAUUGGCAACGUCAUCCAAAAGUAUGUGGCGCCCCAUGGAUUCAGUGUCGUCCGUAGCUAUUGUGGACAUGGUAUUCAUCGCGUCUUUCACACCGUUCCCAAUGUGCCCCACUAUGCCAAGAAUUCGGCCGUUGGCGUCAUGGCUGCCGGACACUGCUUCACCAUCGAGCCCAUGAUCUCGGAGGGAGUGCAGAAGGCGGAAUCCUGGCCAGAUGAUUGGACUGCUGUCACUGCCGAUGGCCUUUUGUCGGCCCAAUUUGAGCAAACGCUGCUCGUCACCAACAAUGGUUGUGAGAUCCUCACGAAGCGCCGUGAGAACAACGGGCAACCCUGGUUCAUGGACAAAAUGUAAAGUUGCCAAGGAUUGGUUUUCAUUUCUUUUUUUUUGUUGUUUUCUUAUUUUUUCUUCUUUGAGUUUACAAUAAAAUUAAAAGUUUGUAUUU